Rhododendron vialii is the source of this 1671-nucleotide messenger RNA. RefSeq names its product GDSL esterase/lipase At5g08460. The record is from RefSeq and is a predicted model, not a curated record. Gene Ontology annotation, molecular function: hydrolase activity, acting on ester bonds. The transcript is spliced from 5 exons. Bases 106 to 1365 code for a protein of 419 amino acids. NCBI's taxonomy places the organism in Eukaryota, Viridiplantae, Streptophyta, Magnoliopsida, Ericales, Ericaceae.
CCGGAGGGCACUUUCGAGUUUUGCCCAAUUCAACCGUCCUUUUACCCGCCAACUGCUCUCUCUCUCUCUCUCUCUCUCUCUCUCUCUCUCUCUCUCUCUCCAGCAAUGGCUUCUCCGGCAACUCUCGCCCUCUUCACCCUCAUCUCCGCCGCGUUUCUUCUACCAAGAAUAGCAUCUCUAGAAUACAAUUACCUGUACUCUCAAGAACUCAUCAAUCGCUUCCAACCUAACUUCAUCGGCCGCACAAGCCCAACAAUUUCUUCCCCUGAAUCAGUAAACCCCCCGAUGCCACCGACCCCAGAUUCUCCCCCUCGUGUUCCGGCCUUGUUCGUCAUCGGCGACUCGACCGUCGACUGCGGGACCAACAACUUCCUCGGUACUUUUGCGCGUGCCGAUCGUCUUCCUUACGGGCGAGAUUUCGACACCCAUAUGCCUACUGGACGGUUCUGUAACGGGAGGAUCCCCGUUGAUUAUCUUGCUCUGCAUCUUGGGCUUCCAUUUGUACCGAGUUAUCUUGGACAGACCGGAAGUGUCGAAGAUAUGGUUCAUGGAGUGAAUUAUGCAUCUGCUGGUGCUGGAAUCAUUUUCUCAAGUGGAUCAGAAUUGGGUCAACACAUCUCCUUUUCACAGCAAAUUCAGCAGGUUAUGGAUACCUUCCAGCAGUUUAUGUUGAGCAUGGGUGAGGGUGCAGCAGCUGAACAUAUCUUGAAUUCGAUAUUUUACAUUUCAAUUGGAACCAAUGACUACAUUCAUUACUAUCUCCGUAAUAUAUCCAAUGUGCAAAAUCUGUAUCUACCUUGGCGCUUCAACCAGUUCUUAGCGAGUACAAUGAAGGAGGAGAUUAAGAACUUGUACAACGCAAAUGUGAGGAAAGUAGUGUUAAUGGGACUCGCUCCAAUUGGUUGUGCUCCUUACUACUUGUCGCUGUACGAUAGUAACAAUGGGGAGUGUGUCCAUAUGAUAAACGACAUGAUACUUGAGUUCAACUUUGUCAUGAGAUACAUGGUUGAGGAGCUUGCUCAUGAGCUCAUCGACGUUGACAUCAUAUUCUGUGAUGCUUAUGAAGCAUCCAUGGACAUAAUGACAAAUAAUCUCCUUUAUGGUUUCAAUGUAACUGCGGAUGCUUGUUGCGGGUUAGGACCGUACAGGGGUUGGAUGGUGUGCCUUACACCUGAGAUGGCUUGCAGCAAUGCUUCCAAUCAUAUCUGGUGGGACCAGUUCCAUCCCACGGAUGCAGUGAAUGAAAUCUUGGCAGACAAUGUGUGGUCUGGAUUGCACACUGAGAUUUGCUAUCCCAUGAACUUGCAGAACAUGAUAGCUCAGAAGGCCAAAAACGAUUUGACAAAGUUGUUCACGAUUAGCUGAGGUGAAAAACACCAGAUUAGCUCUUGGUAUGUAGACUUCCUGCGAUCUGAUUCAACUGAAGUAAAUUGGAAUAUAGGAUACUGGAUAGCAUUGUAAGCUACUAUAUGCUGGCAUUUGAUAGUUUCUCCUUUUCCAAUUCAGAGGUGGAAUGUCGAUUUGUAUAGACACAAUAUUGCCACGUUGUGCACGGUUGGGGAAUAGUGGCAUGCUUUCCAUUUUCAGUCAAAUUUAGCUGUAUUGUUUUUGAAGUUGUCUAUAUGAUCUUUCAAGUUUUAUGAGGAAAAGUUUUCACUUUUAGAGGGAUCA